Messenger RNA from Ictalurus punctatus (channel catfish), 2441 nucleotides. RefSeq names its product recoverin a (gene rcvrna). The transcript has 3 exons. NCBI's taxonomy places the organism in Eukaryota, Metazoa, Chordata, Actinopteri, Siluriformes, Ictaluridae. The record is from RefSeq and is a predicted model, not a curated record. The coding region runs from base 150 to 761 and encodes 203 amino acids. Gene Ontology annotation, molecular function: calcium ion binding.
CACGUAGCUGAGUUGGAGUUGUCAGGUAGAGCAAGCCAAGAAGAUUUACACAUAGAGCUAGUUGGGUAUUCAGCCAGAACCACCAGAGCUGAUACUAGAAAGCAAAAGCAGGAGAAAGAGAAAGUGGUGAUUUAAGUUUAAAAUACAACAUGGGAAACAGCAAGAGCAGCGCUUUGUCCAAGGAGAUUCUGGAGGAUCUAAAAAUGAACACCAAAUACAGUGAGGCUGAGCUCAGUGCCUGGUACACCACCUUCCUGAAAGAGUGUCCUAGUGGGCGCAUUACUAAAGAGCAGUUUGAGGGCAUCUAUGCAAGCUUCUUUCCUGACGCUGACCCCACCGCGUAUGCACGACAUGUUUUCCGUAGCUUUGACCUCAAUGCUGAUGGCAUGCUGGACUUUAAGGAGUACAUAAUUGCACUGCAUUUAACCUCCUCAGGCAAAACUAUGCACAAGCUCGAGUGGGCUUUUGCUCUGUAUGAUGUUGAUGGCAAUGGAACCAUCAGCAUAAAUGAAGUUCAGGAGAUUGUAAAGGCAAUUUUCAAUAUGAUUCCUGUUGAAGACCAGACAAAACUUCCAGAGGAUGAGAACACACCAGAAAAGAGAGCAGACAAAAUAUGGAGCUUUUUCCAAAAGAAAGAAAAUGAUAAGAUCGCAGAGGGCGAGUUCAUUCAGGGAGUGAUGGACAACAAAGACAUUUUGAGGUUGAUACAGUUUGAUGAGCCAAAGAAGAUACAGGACAAACUGAAGGAGAAGAAACCAUAACUUUCACACCGCUUUCUCCUAAGACUGUACUCUGCUUAUUUCCUGUUUACACAGCUAAACUCCUAUGCCACUCCGGCACUCCUUUGCUCAAGAGGACCAUCUGCGUGUGUAUGUGUAUUGUCUAAUUUAAUACCGCAGAGCCAUGACCAACCAUCUGUAUUCCUAUUGCACAACUAUACAAGCUCCUUUGAACAAUUGUAUGACAAUGCAUGUUCUCUACUUUCAAUUCAGAUACAUUAUGUAAGCAUCUAUCAUGCAAUUAUUUGCUUUAUUUGUUUAUAAUAACAAGAAUUUGGGGUAAAGUUAAGGUAAUGAGAAUGCAAUUAGGCUCAGGUUAGCAAUCCCUCUCGCAUAAUCAAUCCUCUUAAAAUCUGAAGGUCAAUCCAGGCAAACUCUCAUGAGCCACUGGUAGUUUUAAUUUUGCCAGUUAAUUUGUAUUUGUUUGAAUCUUUUUCUAUUGACAAAAACAAAACACUUUUUAAUCGUAUUGAGUCGAUUGGUUUUUUUGCUAAUUUUAAUUGAUGAAAAACUAAAAUUUUAGCCAACUACAACUAAGUAGUGUAGCCAAUAAAUACGGUUGGGUUUUUUUCAGUUUCUCCCAUAUUUUUUCCCCUCAAAUGUAGUUUUUAGGUUUUCCAAAAGGUAUAUGGAUUAAUUCUCAUUUCAUCUUGAAAGGAAUACUGGAUUGUAUUCAUGCACCAAUCAGAAGAGCCAUUUACAGAGCAGUGUGCAUGACCACAUCUUCUCUUGUCUGCCCACUAACCAAGUGUAUCAAUUUAUUUCCAUGUUCAAACACAUGGUGGGAGGUUUCUGGUGAUGAUGGUGGUGGUGUUGGAGUGGGGAUUACCUUUUGUCAAAUCAACCAUUACUGACAUUUUCAUCUUGUUUUUAUUUGUUGAGGAAAAUGUCCUCACAUUUCAUCUUAGAUUUUGAAUACAAUGGAAGAUUUAGAUUUACUUAUGGCUUCUUUUUCAUCAGGGACACACAGGGACACAAAUGUUAGUUAUUCUGUCAACAAAAGUAACACUGCUCUUUGGCUCUCUUCUGGAUCUGCAUUCACAAGGCGGUGGUAUGGAUUUGGGUGGACACAUUAGGCACCAUCUCUUGUAUCUCAAACAUUUAACUCAAACCUCAGCUGUUUAAUAGUAGACAUGAGAUAUAUAUCUAAAUAGAUAUAUUAUCUUGCUUUUUACUUCAGUUGGCUCUGUUUCCCGGGUGUAUAUGUAUAUGUGUUCGGCAAAAUGUUCUAGGCUUUAUAGACUUAAGAAACUCACUAUAUAAAUGCAAGACAGUCUUACGGUUACUGUCAGUUACAGUCUACAGUUAUUCAGUCACCUGACUUUUGUUUUUGCCUUUAGCGAAUAUGUUACAUGUUUCAGCUACAGCUGUCAGUCAUUUCUUAUUGAUCAUGGUUACAAUCAGUUAUUGCUAAAAUGAAGGCUUUGAUCCUGUGCAUAUUUUACCUUUAAGUCAGUUAAUAAUACACUGUUCAGGUAUGCUGCAUAAAGACGGUCUAGAAUUUUCCAUGCUUUGAAAUGGGCCAGUGCUCUGUCUAGUUACUUAGAAUUUUUUUUUUUUUUUUUUUUUUAUGAACUAAUUCAUUUUGGUAUCAGAAAUAGCUCAUUAUACUGUUGUGUAACAGCUGUACAGUGGAAACCUUGCAUUACAGGUGCAACUUUC